GUUGUUGUUUUUGGCGAAGAUUUUAGACAAAUUCUACCAAUAAUACCAAAAGGUACAGGGCCAGAAGUUGUUCAUGCUACUAUUAAUUCUUCGGUUCUUUGGAAUUUUUGUGAAGUUUUAACAUUGAGUAAAAACAUGAGGCUUCUCGGUGGUGCUUCGAGUGCAGACGUUGAACAAAAACGAUUGUUUUCUGAAUGGGUUUUGGGUGUUGGCGAUGGAGAAAUUGGAGAUGACAACGACGAUGAUUUAAAACUUGACAUUCCAUCAGAUUUAUUGAUUCCAAAUUCAGGUGAUCCUCUUGCUUUUAUCGUUGAAAGCACAUAUCCCCAACUUUUACAAAACAUGAACGAUAUAAUGUAUUUCCAAAAUAGAGCUAUACUAGCUCCUAAAAAUUUAAUAGUCGACAAAAUAAAUUAUUAUAUGUUGGAUUUAAUUCCUGGUGAAGAAAAAAUAUAUUUGAGUUAUGAUACUCCACUCACACAAAAUGUAGACGAUCAAACAGUGGAUGAUGUUCAUACUCCCGAAUUUUUUAACACGAUUUCUACAUCGGGACUUCCAAAUCACAAGUUGAGACUUAAAGUUGGAGUUCCAGUUAUGCUAUUAAGGAAUUUGAAUCAAAAAUUAGGAUUAUGCAAAGGAACAAGACUUAUUAUUACGAGAUUGGGAAAACGUGCUCUUGAAGGAAAAAUUAUUUCAGAAAGUAAUAUUGGUGAUCUGGUUUUCAUACCUAGAUUUUCUCUGACACCAUCUGACGUGAGAAUUCCUUUUAAAUUUCAACGGAGACAAUUUUCUAUAAUGAUUUAUUUUGCGAUGACUAUUAAUAAGAGUCAUGGACAAUUUUUAAAGCAUGUUGGGAUAUAUCUUUCGUCGCCAGUGUUUUCACAUUGUCAGUUGUAUGUUGCAAUUUCAAGAGUUACUUUUAGAAAAGGAUUAAAAAUAUUGAUCAUCGAUGACGACAGUGAAGAUACGACUAAGACUUCGAAUGUGAUCUAUAAGGAAGUCUUCCGU
Molecule: messenger RNA, 1008 nt
Organism: Trifolium pratense (red clover)
Lineage: Eukaryota; Viridiplantae; Streptophyta; Magnoliopsida; Fabales; Fabaceae
Exons: 1
Biological process (GO): telomere maintenance; DNA repair
Molecular function (GO): DNA helicase activity
Source: RefSeq, a predicted model, not a curated record